Messenger RNA from Anopheles cruzii, 1143 nucleotides. RefSeq lists its product as uncharacterized. The coding region runs from base 270 to 881 and encodes 203 amino acids. The transcript is spliced from 2 exons. Lineage: Eukaryota; Metazoa; Arthropoda; Insecta; Diptera; Culicidae. The record is from RefSeq and is a predicted model, not a curated record.
CAAACCGUCACUUAGCGAUGUACGAUGAAAAACAUCAAAACAACAGGAGAGAAAUCAUCCAAACUGCCACACAUUUGCUUAAAAAAGUGUACAUUGGGUUCUUCGGGGUUGGUGCGAAAUCGUGCGGGACACUCGGAGUUGGAUUUCGAUCUUUGUCGGAACUGAGCGUAAUGCGCAAAAGCUAAGGUAUCGUCGAGUUGUUGGCCGCGAAACGUGAACAGACUAGACUGGUAGAGCGGAAUAGACCGAAUUAGUAUUUGUCUCUAAACAUGGAAGAACGAUUCCUCGCAGAAGAAGUAAAGCCGCCAGGAAUAACAGUGUUCGAAUUGAACAGCAGCAAUCCGAGCUCAGUUGAAAAGAUGCCUGUAGAAAACUCCAGCACACCCGAACCAAGUGCUAUGCCGAAAGUUAGUUUCGUAAACGUUGAAAGAGCCAUAACUGUUGAAGAAGGACGAGAAGGAAAAGGGUUCGAAUUGAACAGCAGUAAUACGAGCACAGUUAAAAAAAGUGCUAUUGAACACCCUAGUACAGCCAAUCAACUGAGUACGAUGAAUGCCAGUGUUGACGAAGCAACACUCGAAAGUAGUAUCGCUAUAGCCACAGCUAAAAAAACGGACAAGGCAUCAUCCAGUGCGAUUAGAGAACAUCAGGAUCCGAAUACGAUUUACGAAGGUCAGGGUAGAAGACUAGUUGUGUUAUUAACGGACUUACGUUACACUAUGCCAGGUGAAAACUUCGUUAUGGUUGAUUUACCAGGCAAUGCGACUGUGCCUGCUGAAAACUACGAGGAGGCAAAGUUACGCCGUAGCAGGCGCAUGAAAAUCCGCAAACAGGUAGAUUUGCAACGUAAUAAGGGCCAGAAGAAGGGAAAGAAGAAUUAAAUGGAAUUGAUAGUCUUGUUAACAGCUUCACAGAUUGUUAAAUGAUGAAGAUAGGACGCUACUAAUUGGAUUAUUUGUAGGGUGGCGAUAUGCGAAACGAAGGGAAGGAAAAUAAGAUAUAGGCAAAUGAACUAGUUCGCUGAAAUAAACUUACAGCGGAAGACGAACAUCUUGUAAAUUUGAAUAAGAAACAUUCAUGUGCCAUAUCGCAAAGCUGACGGUGCGUUCGCAACAGAUGCCGUCAAUAAACUUACUUGCAUAC